Closterium sp. NIES-67 is the source of this 2036-nucleotide messenger RNA. The record is from the annotation of a GenBank genome assembly. NCBI's taxonomy places the organism in Eukaryota, Viridiplantae, Streptophyta, Zygnematophyceae, Desmidiales, Closteriaceae.
UGGGAGGGAAGGGGAGGGCGGUUGCGUUGGGAAUGAGAGAGAACAGAAGAGAGGAGGGAAAGGAGGACGGAAUAUGGGAGAUGAGCGACGAGGUGAGAGAGCAGAAUGAGAAGAUGGAUCAAGAGCGUGUUAGAGCCGUUCGUACCUUUGAGGAUGGUGGGGAAGUGCUGGCUGUGCAUGUGUGGGUGGCGGACAACCCUUCGCUUUGCCCCUCAUUGGGCCAAGGGGUAGCAACUCGGAGGAUCUGUGCCUGUGCUCGCAUAGCAGUGUGUAUGGGGAAGCAGGGAGAGGAGGAGCGGCAGGUGGUUGUGUAUGAGAUGACGUGCAUUGGGAUGGACGGUGGAGUGGCAGAGGGAGAGAGGAAGGGAGAGGGGGAGGGAGAGAGGAAGGGAGUGUGGAAGGGAGAGGGGAAGGGAGAGGGGAAGGGAGUGAGGAAGGGAGUGUGGAAGGGAGAGAGGAAGGGAGUGUGGAAGGGAGAGAGGGAAGGUGUAAAAAUGAUGAAGGGGAAGGAAGGUGCUGAGAGCUUGAAGCAGAGCAAAGGGGACCAAAGAGGAGGAGGAAAGACAGGCAAUGAGAAGCAAGAGACGGCUGGGCGUGUUCCCAGCGUAGGGGAAGGGGAAGGGGUAGGGGUAGGGGCAGGAGGGGUGGACUCACCCCACGAGGCAGCAAGGGGUGCUGUUCCGUGGUUCAGGCUUGUGGGAAGCUUCGGUGUGAAGCUCAAGCAUUCUGAGGACGGCAAUGAGGCUUUCCCCGACCCCGAGCGCCAAGCCAUGGCGUUCUCCCCCUGUGGCACCACGCUCUGCCUCGCCAGCUGCUUCACUCUCUGCCAACCCAAGGCAGCACCUUCUAAUGAGCCAGCUGGGAGCAGUAAUGGUGGGGCGGCUCUUGAGGCGCCUUUCAAUGGCACGGGUGCUGGAGUGGUGUUAGUGCAGCUGGUGGAGUCGAAGUGGGGGGAGCCACUAGCUCAAGUCCAAGCCACCUUUCUCAACCCCCCCCCCACGUCGAAUUCGGCCGAGGCCCCCCCGUCUUGCUCCGGUCACGCUCCUGUGCCCAACUGCCAUACGCCAUUCCGUUUCCUCUCAAGCCUUCCGGCAGCUAAGCCAUCUGCUCCAACGAUGUGGAGUGUGGCAGCGGUGGGAAUGGGUGCAGAGGAGUGGACGGGAACGGAGGAAAGGCCGAGAUGGGAGGGGGAGGGGUCGGGGGAGGAGGUGGGGGAGGAGAGGAGUAGAGUGGGGGAGGAGGGAAGAGGAGGGAAGAUGAGGGAAGCUGGAGGACGCAGGUUGAAGAAGGGAGGAGGGUGGAUCGUGGCUGCGGCAGGGGAUGGAGGGUCUGCUUGCUGCUGGGGGAUGGAUAAAGGCGCGAGGUCGCCCCUGUCCAGUUACCACCUCCCCCCAGCCUGCUACAAGGGUCACCCCUUCCACCGAGUCAUAUCCCUUGCUGCUGUUCACAAUCGGCCUGGAUGGGUGCUGGGCUGCUCGCAUGGGGGCUCUGUUUGUCUCUGGGACACCAAUCGCCGCGUGUUGUUGCAAGCAUGGCACAGCCUGCAACACUCCUUACGCAGCCUGCACGUCUGCUCUCUUCCCUCUGCUGCUGCGGCUGCCGAUGGUUCUGCUGGUGCUGGUGCUGCUGCUGGUGCUGGUGCUGGUGCUGCUGCUGGUGCUGCUGCUGCUGCUGCUGCUGCUCGUGUGAAAAACGCGCAAGGGCUGGGGAAGCAAGCAGAGAAGGGGGGCAAGGAGGGUAUUGAUGGGGUAGAGCUGUUGCUGGUGCUGGAAACGGGGGACAGGGCGGAAAAUCAGCAAGCGUGGGAGGGAGAGGACAGGGCGAUCGAGAAGGAGAAUGUGAUAGUGGUUUCAGCGGCAACCGUGUGCGCUGGCCACUGUUCCCAGGGGGUGAUGGUACAGGCUCCACAACUGCACUCUGGGGAAUACAGGCUGGCUUUUCUCAGUGGACACGAGAUGGUGGUGGGAAGGAGUGUAAAGGACAGGUGAGAGAGGAUGUCGUGCAGCAGCUACUGUCACACAACGGGGCAAGGACUC